AUGCAGACUGCUUCUACAAACAUUUGUGAAAGAAUGGGUCGCUCUCAGGAGCUCAGUGAAUUCAAGCGUGGUAGUGUGAUAGGUUGCCACCUGUGCAAUAAGUCCAUCUGUGAAAUUUCCAUGCUACUAAAUAUUCCAUGGUUAGCUGUUAGUGUUAUUCUAACAAAGUGGAAGCAACUGGGAACAACAGAAACUCAGCCAAAAGUGGUAGGCCAAGUAAAAUGACAGAGCGGGGUCAGUGCAUGCUGAAGCGCACAGCGCACAUAAGUCACCAACUGUCUGCAGAGUCAAUAGUUCCAGUGAAGGGAACUCUUAAGGCGUCAGCAUACCAAGACAUUUUGAACAAUUUCAUG
Messenger RNA from Staurois parvus, 353 nucleotides. The record is from the annotation of a GenBank genome assembly. NCBI's taxonomy places the organism in Eukaryota, Metazoa, Chordata, Amphibia, Anura, Ranidae.